GCUGCGGGAGAGGCGGCGGUCUGGAGCCAGGGGGAGAGGCAGCGGAGGAGCGUCGAGCGGGGCCGCGCCCAGCAGCCUGGCCCUGGGGGUGGGGAAGCGACCGAGGAGCUGGAAACUUUCCCAGCAGGUAACUCUCCUCGCCCGGACGUAGCCGCUGGCCUCUGUGCGUCCAAGGCAGGGCCAGCUGCCUCGGUGUGGAGCGCUGGAGAAGGUCCCAGAGAAGAGGAAAGGGUGAUGGGGAGAAUGGAAAGGCUCGGCGGGAGAAAAUGCGGCGGUGGCCGGGUGGAGGACGGCACCGCAGCCAGCCGACCAAAGGACGCGGCUCUAGGCAACUGUCUUCUGCUCUCAACGUCCUGCGAAAGACUUCCAGGUCUUUCUUCAACUUUCUGUAGUUGACUUAUCUAGAAGAACUUUCUGGUGUCGCCCAAUUGAUACUGCAUCUCUUUGUUGCAAGCAAGUGGAAUCUGAAGUGAAGCUAGGAGCAAGAGUAUCAAAAAUGUUAAAGGCUGUGCUAAAGAAGACACGAGAAGGAGGAAAAGGAAGCAAGAAGGAAAUGGGGGAUUUUGAUUCAGAAACUGCUCCUCCAGUCUUGCCUCCUGGACAUGGUGGUGAUUUUUCCAUGAGCAAUCUUCCAAUGGCAGAGGACACCUACAGUAUGAACUUGACCAAAGGAAUGUCAUUGUCUCUGCCUUCAUCACCUCUGCUGCCUCGACAGUCUCACUCAGUGCAAUCAAGAUCAAACAAAAAAUCCCCAGGUCCCUCCAGGAAGCCCAAGUUUGUGGAAAGCCCCAGAGUGCCUGCAGAUGCAGUUAUAAUCCCAUUCAGAGAAGUGGCCAAGACAACAGAGGCCAAUGAAAAUGAAGCAAAGGCUGAUAAUGAACCAAGCUGUUCGCCAGCAGCUCAAGAACUGUUGACAAGACUGGGAUUUUUACUGGGAGAAGGGAUCCCAAGUGCCACACAUAUAACCACUGAAGAAAAAAAUGAAACCAUGUGCACAGCUCUUAGCCAAGGCAUCAGUCCUUGCUCCACACUAACAAGCAGCACCGCAUCUCCUAGCACCGAUAGCCCCUGCUCAACUUUGAAUAGCUGUGUCAGCAAGACGGCAGCCAACAAAAGUCCCUGUGAGACCAUUAGCAGCCCUAGUUCCACCCUGGAAAGCAAGGACAGUGGAAUUAUAGCCACAAUUACAAGUUCAUCCGAAAACGAUGACCGGAGUGGCUCCAGUUUGGAAUGGAAUAAAGACGGAAACCUCAGGUUAGGGAUACAGAAAGGAGUGCUUCAUGAUCGCAGGGCAGAUAAUUGCUCCCCAGUGGCAGAAGAGGAACCCACGGGACCAACGGAAAGUUUGCUGCCCAAAGCUGAAACCUCAGUUGGAGAGGGUCCAGUCCCUUAUUCUCAGAGCUCCAACUCACUAAUAAUGCCACGGCCCAACUCUGUUGCAGCAACAAGCUCGACCAAAUUGGAAGAUCUGAGUUACUUAGAUGGACAAAGAAAUGCUCCUCUUCGAACAUCAAUUAGAUUACCCUGGCACAAUACAGCUGGAGGUAGGACUCAGGAAGUUAAAGCACGAUUUGCUCCCUAUAAAUCGCAAGACAUUUUGUUGAAACCCCUGUUGUUUGAAGUACCAAGCAUAACAACAGACUCUGUAUUUGUGGGAAGGGAUUGGCUCUUUCACCAGAUAGAAGAAAAUUUGAGGAAUACAGAACUGACAGAAAACAGAGGAGCAGUGGUUGUUGGAAAUGUGGGCUUUGGGAAGACAGCAAUCAUUUCUAAGUUGGUGGCACUUAGCUGUCAUGGAAGCCGGAUGAGACAGAUUGCAUCCAACAGCCCCAGUCCAUCACCUAGAGCCUCAGACUCUUCCCAAGAUCUUUCUUUCACUCCAUUGCUUUCACCAAAUUCUUCUGCAAGUGGCACCAAUGUGGUUAAAAUACUUCCUGGGUCUGAUACUUCUGAAAACCAGAGGCCAAGAGAAGAUGCAGCAAAAUACCUUGCUUCUAAGGUUGUGGCUUACCAUUACUGCCAAGCUGAUAAUACCUACACCUGCCUGGUGCCUGAAUUUGUACACAGCAUUGCAGCUCUGCUCUGCCGAUCCCAUCAGCUGGUUGCCUACAGAGACCUAUUGAUAAAGGAGCCUCAGUUACAAAGCAUGCUGAGCCUCAGGUCCUGUGUGCAAGAUCCGGUUGCUGCCUUCAAGAGGGGUGUUCUGGAACCACUCACAAGCCUGAGAAAUGAGCAGAAAAUUCCUGAAGAAGAAUACAUUAUUCUGAUAGAUGGUUUAAAUGAAGCUGAGUUUCAUAAACCUGAUUAUGGAGACACACUGUCUUCAUUCAUUGCCAAAAUUAUCUCUCAAUUUCCUGCAUGGCUAAAGUUGAUUGUGACUAUAAGAUCAAAUUUUCAGGAAAUUGUAAGCAUGCUGCCAUUUGUCAGGCUUUCCUUAGAUGAAUUUCCAGAAAACAAGGACAUUCACAGUGACUUACAUGCCUAUGUACAGCACAGGGUGUGCAGCAGCCAGAACAUUCUCAGCAAUAUCUCCCUGAAUGGCAAGGCUGAUGCCUCCCUCAUCACCAAAGUGAGCAGCCACCUAGUGUUGCGCAGCCUUGGCUCCUACCUCUACCUCAAACUCACUCUGGACCUCUUCCAGAAGGGACACCUAGUCAUCAAAAGUGCUAGCUAUAAGGUGGUACCUGUAUCUCUGUCUGAAUUAUACCUGCUGCAGUGCAACUUGAAGUUUAUGACCCAGUCUGCCUUUGAGAGAGCACUUCCGAUUUUAAACGUGACUCUGGCAUCACUACACCCUAUGACAGAUGAACAGAUCUUCCAGGCUAUUAAUGCAGGCCACAUACAAGGGGAGCAAGGAUGGGAUGACUUUCAGCAAAGAAUGGAAGCCCUCUCCUGCUUCCUUAUUAAGAGGCGAGACAAAACCCGCAUGUUCUGUCACCCGUCCUUCAGGGAGUGGCUUGUUUGGAGAGCAGACGGUGAAAAUACAGCCUUCCUGUGUGAACCCAGGAAUGGACACGCUCUCUUGGCAUUCAUGUUUUCUCGGCAGGAGGGAAAACUGAAUCGUCAACAGACCAUGGAACUUGGCCAUCACAUCCUGAAGGCACACAUUUUCAAGGGCCUCAGUAAGAAGACAGGAAUCUCUUCAAGCCAUCUCCAAGCCCUUUGGAUUGGGUACAGCACUGAGGGACUUUCUGCUGCCCUUGCGUCUCUCAGGAAUCUCUACACUCCCAAUGUGAAGGUAAGCCGUCUCCUGAUUUUGGGAGGAGCCAAUGUGAACUACAGGACAGAAGUAUUAAACAAUGCUCCAGUUCUAUGUGUCCAGUCCCACCUUGGCCAUGAAGAAGUCGUCACUCUGCUCUUGGAAUUUGGUGCUAGCCUCGAUGGAAUUUCAGAGAAUGGCAUGACUGCCCUGUGUUACGCAGCUGCUGCUGGCCACAUGAAACUGGUUUUCCUGCUGACCAAGAAGGGAGCAAGGGUGGACCACUUAGAUAAGAAAGGUCAGUGUGCUCUGGUACACAGUGCCCUGAGGGGCCAUGAUGACAUUCUGCGUUAUCUCCUGGCCUGUGAGUGGUCUGGGGGUCCUCUCCAUCCUGGUGUACUGAGGAAGAGCCAAGCCUUACAGCAGGCACUGACAGCAGCUGCCAGCAUGGGCCACAUCUUGGUGGUCCAGUGCUUGCUAGGACUGGAAAAGGAACAUGAAAUAGAUGUCAAUGGCACCGAUACUCUGUGGGGAGAGACAGCCCUAACUGCUGCCACAGGACGAGGGAAGCUGGAGGUCUGUGAGCUGCUGCUGGAGCAUGGAGCUGCUGUGUCUCGAACUAACAAGAGAGGGGUCCCACCUUUGUUCUGUGCAGCACGUCAGGGGCAUUGGCAGAUUGUUAGAUUGCUAUUAGAGCAUGGCUGUGAUGUGAACGUAAGUGACAAGCAGGGCCGAACGCCUCUCAUGGUGGCUGCUUGUGAAGGGCAUCUGAACACUGUGGAAUUUCUCCUUUCAAAAGAUGCUGACCUUUCAUCUCUGGACAAAGAGGGUCUUUCUGCAUUAAGCUGGGCUUGUCUGAGAGGUCACCGGACAGUGGUCCAGUUUCUGGUUGAGGAAGGAGCUGAGAUAGACCAGAUAGACAAGAAUGGCCGCACUCCCCUGGACCUGGCUGCCUUCUAUGGAGACGCAGAGACUGUUCUGUAUUUGGUUGAGAACGGAGCUGUGAUUGAACAUGUGGACCAUAGCGGAAUGCGGCCCUUGGAUAGAGCCAUUGGUUGUCGAAACACAUCUGUAGUGGUUACACUAUUGAGAAAAGGAGCCAAAUUAGGAAAUGCUGCUUGGGCUAUGGCUACUUCCAAACCUGAUAUUCUGAUUAUACUUUUACAGAAGUUGAUGGAGGAAGGAAAUAUGAUGUAUAAAAAAGGUAAAAUGAAAGAAGCAGCCCAGAGAUACCAGUACGCUUUAAGGAAGUUUCCUCGAGAAGGAUUUGGAGAGGACAUGAAGCCCUUCAGUGAACUAAGAGUCUCUCUCUAUCUCAGUUUGUCUCGCUGUCGAAGAAAAACAAAUGACUUUGGCAUGGCAGAAGAAUUUGCUUCCAAGGCUCUUGAACUGAAACCAAAAUCCUAUGAAGCCUUUUAUGCCAGAGCAAGAGCGAAGAGAAAUAGCAGGCAGUUUGUGGCAGCUCUGGCUGACUUGAGGGAAGCUGUGAAGCUCUGUCCCACCAAUCAGGAAAUUAAGAGGCUUCUGGCCCGAGUAGAAGAGGAAUACAAGCAACUCCAGAAAAACCAACAGCAAAAGCAGCAGUGCCCACUGCCAGUUCCCACCAAUGAUUCAGAUAAUGAAGAGGAUGCCCCUACCUCUGGAUUAAAUGACCACUUUAAUCUUGAGGACCCUGAAGAAAUAGAAGAAACUUCUCCACAGGAAGAAUCCACUUCCUUGGCUCCUGGGUCCCAACUAUCCUCAUCUAUACCCACCCUAUAUUUACGCAGCCUUCAAGAAGGGAUACAGUCAGAAAUGAGGCCAGCAUCACCACAGAACAGGCUGGGAAUCAACAAGCCCCCACGAGAGCCCGUGGCCCAGCCAGGCCUGAUUAUGCAGCCCACCAAGCAGGCACAGAUAGUGAAGACCAAUCAACAUCUAGGUUCUGGGCAAACUGGCAUGAGAAACAGCAGUACAAAAACUCAGCUGUCUUUACAGAAUCCUCCCCCAAGUCCCAUGCCAGGUAGAAUCCCUGCAACUCCUACUGGCAGCAGAGCCCAGCCGUUAGAGGGAGCAGGUUCUUUCUCUCUUGGAGCUGGUUCAGGUCAUUGUGGAGAUUGGCUGGGGCCCAGCCACAGUGUGCAGCUGCAGCACUGUGAAAGUGAGGCUGCAUAUCCUCUACCAAGUAAGAUAAAAACUGCAGAGAGGCUUUUGUCUCAUGCCUCCAUGGCUGUGGAUGUAGUCCCUCCAAACCAAGGUAUGUCAGUGAGCUGCAGCAACAAACGACACCCAGCUUCCCUAAGUAGCUCAGGCUCUUCCAGAUCCCCAUCCAGCAGCAUAAAGAUGUCAAGUUCCACCAGUAGUAUGACUUCAAGCAGCAGUUUUUCAGAUAGCUUCAAGGUCCAAGGACCAGAUGCUCGAAUGAAAGGCAAGGUUGUUAACCAAGUUCAGAGUAGUACAGCUGAACACAGACCACGCAAUACUCCGUUCAUGGGCAUCAUGGACAAGACUGCAAGGUUCCAACAGCAGAGCAAUCCUCCAAACCGCACCUGGCAUUGUCAGGGGCUAGAGGGGCUACUGACAAACACAUCUUCUGCAGCUGGCCUGCAGUCCUCAGACUCCGAGAAGCCCACUCUCAGGCAAUCAGGAGGAUAUAAUAAUCAAGCCAAAACCUGCUCUGUUUCUACCUUGGGUGGAAGUGUCCACAAUGGGGCACAGGUAAAGGAAAUUGAAGAAAAGAAGUGCCAAAUCCCAGCCCACUGUCAAGAUAACAGGAUAAGUAAGACUGUUUCUCAUGUGUAUCAGGAAAGUAUUGCUAAGCAGCAGCCUCCUAUCAGUAAUGAAGCUCAUCGGAGUCACCUCUCCUCAGCAAAACCAAAGCGAUCAUUCAUAGAAUCAAAUGUGUGAGCCUUAAGAGAGACCCAUUUGUAAGUCGUGUGUACUGGAUCCUCAUGUAAUUAAAUGGCUCUUCAUAAGAAAAUUUAACUUUAGCUAUAUUUUUCUUUAUUUCUUGGGGUCAAGUUGGAUGUGACUGGUGCAUUAAAAAUGUGAUCUAAAACUUAUUUAAUUAUAAAUAGCUAGAAGUCACCAUAAAUAAGAAUGCUAGCCAAAAUGGAAAACUAUAAUUAGUUAUGCUUAUUAGGUUAAACAUUUAAGACAGCCAAAAAGACACUAAUGUGUGAAAUUGAUUGGUUUUUAUCACUUUUCACCUAGUCUUUGCUAUGUGGUAAAAUCAUGAUAUUCUUAGAGGAUAUAAAUGUCUAGUGAUAAGUUUAACUCAACAUAAUACCCAGAUUAUCUAGUCUGGAGAAUGUGUUACUUUUAAAUUAUCAUACCACUGAAUUUAAUUCCAAUUUAUGUAGAGAAGUAUACAAAAUUAAGAAAUAUUUCUAGUUGAAUAUAAAUGUGGCUAUAAAUGUUGCAUAGCUAAUUUUUCUUCCCUUUUUAAGCAAAAUAUGAAAACAUUCUGUAUCUUCUCAUCCUAGUUCCAUGAAGAGGAUUAAAUACCUAUUUUCACAUUUAAUUCCUAUGCAGAACAUUUUAUAGCACCUUUUUCUUGAGUUAUAUUUAUGCUUCAAAGUUUUCUGAAUAUUUAGAAGUAGGAUCCAUUUAGAAUCCUGAUUGGUGAUCAAAUUCAAUUUGGGCUAAAAUACUAUGGCCAACUCUCAACUGGUUCUAAAACAGCUUUCAAUAAUGAAAGCAUUCCUAGGACAAGUUUUCCAAGGUCCUUUGAGGACACUGUUUAAUUUGGAUACUUUUGCUUUUAUUAUACAGUCUUUAUACUCACAUGUUGUAUAUAUAUAUAUUAAAUAGCCAAGUUGAACUCAGACUUGUAAAUAUAACUGUUUCAAGUAGUUAAUCUCAAAAAGUCAUAUAUUUGCUUGUUCUUUGUAAGCUUCAUCCAUGCUGGUUAUUGCACUGAACAAUUUAUCAUUAUAGCAUGUUAACAAUAUAACAGUAAUGGCACUUUAUCUCAUUUAUAUCAACACCUUUUGGGGUGCUACUUAAGUUCGAACUGAUGUAUUAUAAAAGUGAAGUACAGGAAUGAGCACUGAUUUAAAGGUAUUUUUAUAUGAAGAUCGUAUGCUAUUGAAGGAUGUUUGAGCAGUGGGAGUGUGCUUGCUUUAUAUACUGAGAAGUGAAAUUAUUUUCUAGUUUGAGAAGGACAUCUGUAUUUACAGAUUGUUUUUUAAAAUGAUUGGUUGUAAUGGAGUUCCUGUGAACAUCAUUAUGGUUUUGUACAAAUAUGAACUUUCAGAUCUUCAACAUCUGUUCCUGAGUGUAUACAGAAUACUUUGUAUAGCUUUAUCAUUUUAUAGGCUUUUUAUGUGUUCUGUUAUAAUUACUAUUGCUUAUUUAUUGUUUUCUUUAAUAACUGUGGAAGUCUUACUAUUUUGUUAUGUAGUUUUGUUUCUGCACAACUACUGUACUUUUCCUUAUGGAAUAAAGACUAUUAAAAGGA
Messenger RNA from Erinaceus europaeus (western European hedgehog), 7640 nucleotides. RefSeq names its product tetratricopeptide repeat, ankyrin repeat and coiled-coil containing 1 (gene TANC1). Gene Ontology annotation, cellular component: glutamatergic synapse. The coding region runs from base 497 to 6085 and encodes 1862 amino acids. Gene Ontology annotation, biological process: regulation of postsynapse organization. The record is from RefSeq and is a predicted model, not a curated record. NCBI's taxonomy places the organism in Eukaryota, Metazoa, Chordata, Mammalia, Eulipotyphla, Erinaceidae. The transcript has 28 exons. Gene Ontology annotation, molecular function: protein binding.